UCCCAGGUGGGGGCGAUGGCGCCGCGCACACUGUUCCUGCUGCCGGCGGCCGCCCUGGCCCCGACCCAGACCCGCGCGGGCUCACACUCGCUGCGGUAUUUCGACACCGCCGUGUCCCGGCCUGGCCUCGGGGACCCUCGGUUCAUCUCUGUCGGCUACGUGGACGACACGCAGUUCGUGCGCUUCGACAGCGACGCGGAGAAUCCGAGGAUGGAGCCGCGCGCUGGGUGGGUGGAGCAGGAGGGGCCGGAGUAUUGGGAGCGGAACACACGGAACGCCAAGGGCAAAGAGCAACUUUACCGAGUCAACCUGAGGACCCUGCUCGGCUACUACAACCAGAGCGAGGCCGGCUCUCACGCAAUCCAGAAGCUGUCUGGCUGUGACGUGGGGUCGGAUGGGAGCCUCCUCCGCGGAUACCAGCAGUUCGCCUAUGAUGGCCGCGAUUACAUCGCCCUGAACGAUGACCUGAAAACGUGGACUGCAGCGGACAAGGCGGCGCAGAUCACCCGACGCAAGUGGGAGCAGGCUGGUGUUGCUGAGGAAAAAAGGGCCCACCUGGAGGGCGAGUGCGUGGAGUCGCUCCACAGAUACCUGGAGCGCGGGAAGGAGACGCUGCUGCGCACAGAUCCCCCAAAGGCACAUGUGACCCAUCACCCCAGACUUGAAGGUGAUGUCACCCUGAGGUGCUGGGACCUGGGCUUCUACCCUGCUGACAUCACCCUGACCUGGCAGUUGAAUGGGGAGGGGCUGACCCAGGACAUGGAGCUUGUGGAGACCAGGCCUGCAGGGGAUGGAACCUUCCAGAAGUGGGCAUCUGUAGUGGUGCCUUUUGGGGAGGAGCAGAAUUACACAUGCCAUGUGCACCAUGAGGGGCUGUCUGAGCCCCUCACCCUGAAAUGGGAGCCUCCUCCAUCCACCGACUCCAACAUGGUGAUCAUUGCUGGUCUGGGUGUCCUUGGAGCUGUGGCCAUCAUUGGAGCUGUGGUGGCUUUUGUGAUGAAGAGGAGGAGAAACACAGGUGGACAAGGAGGAGACUAUGCUCCAGCUCCAGGCAACCACAGCUCCCAGAGCUCUGAUAUGUCUCUCCCAGAUUGUAAAGGUGACACUCUGGGACCUGACUGCGGAGGGGCAAUGUGGAGAUGAUUGGGUUUCAGGGACUCCCAGAAUCCCCUGUGAGCUGUGGGUUGUUGGGAUGUUGACUUCACAGUGAUGGUUCAUGACUCUCAUUCUCUAGCAUGACGACAGCUGCCAGGAGUGGACUGAGUGACAGCCAGUGUGUUCAGGUCUCUCCUGUGACACCCAGAGCCCUCAGUCCUCUUUAGACAAGAGUGUCUGAUGUUCCCUGUGAUCCUAUGGGUUCAAUGUGAAGAACUGUGGAGCCCAGCCUGCCCUGCACACAGGACCCUGUCCCUGCACUGCCCUGUGUUCCCUUCCACAGCCAACCUUCCUGGUCCAGCCACACACUGGGGGACAUCUGCAUCCUGUCAGCUCCAUGCUGCCCUGAGCUGCAGCUCCUCACUUCCACACCAAGAAUAUGAAUCUGAAUGUUAACUUGAUUGUUAGCAUCUUGACCUGAGGGUUGAUUGACAGGUUAAUUAAAGAAUUGAGAAUAGAGUUUGUGGAGGAACUAAAUGGCAGAUGGAGAACCUUCCAGAA
Molecule: messenger RNA, 1656 nt
Organism: Apodemus sylvaticus (European woodmouse)
Lineage: Eukaryota; Metazoa; Chordata; Mammalia; Rodentia; Muridae
Product: H-2 class I histocompatibility antigen, L-D alpha chain-like
Exons: 8
Coding region: 16-1143 (375 amino acids)
Biological process (GO): immune response; antigen processing and presentation of endogenous peptide antigen via MHC class I via ER pathway, TAP-independent; antigen processing and presentation of endogenous peptide antigen via MHC class Ib
Cellular component (GO): external side of plasma membrane
Molecular function (GO): signaling receptor binding; peptide antigen binding
Source: RefSeq, a predicted model, not a curated record